UUUUGCACUUUUUAUACUUUUCACCCAAAUGUUUCUAGAAUUAUCAGCUUAUGUCACAUGCCUCUUUCCUUGCUUACAUGUCCCUUUGCAGACACGACCCACCCAUUGUCUAUCCAUCUUUCUUCUUUUUUACCCUUCUUCUUCACACGCAGCUGAAGAAGUUGUGGAAUCAUUGCCUUCUCUUCUCAAAGUUUCUUCCUUUUCAGAAUCUUUGUUUUGUUUCUGCUUCAGAAGAUCUGUCUCUCCUACGUGAGUCUUGAUUGUUUUUUUUUAAACCCUUAUUUGAGUGAGGCUUGCUUUGAUUCUCUAUUCUUUUUGGCUGAUCUUGAAAUGGAUCUUCUUUCACUUCUCUGAUUGUGAAAGGAGCUUGCUUUCUUCAGUUCAGUGUGACGGUUGAGCCAAAAAAACAUUGAGAUUGGUUCAGUUUUAAAGAUGGGUUAUAUGUGUGAUUACUGUGGUGAGCAAAGAUCAAUGGUGUAUUGUCGGUCUGAUGCAGCGUGUUUGUGCCUUUCCUGUGACCGUAAUGUUCAUUCUGCUAACGCGUUAUCGAAACGUCAUUCGCGGACUUUGAUAUGUGAGAGGUGUAAUGCACAGCCAGCAUCUGUUCGGUGUAGCGAUGAGAGGGUUUCUUUAUGUCAAAACUGUGAUUGGGUAGGCCAUGAUGGAACAAGUUCUACUACUACUACUUCACAUCAUAAAAGGCAAACCAUCAAUUGUUAUUCUGGUUGCCCUUCGAGUGCCGAACUUUCCUCCAUAUGGUCUUUCUGUUUGGAUUUGAAUAUGUCUUCUACUGGAGAAUCUGCAUGUGAACAAGGAAUGGGUUUGAUGACUAUAGAUGAAGGCCCUGGAGACAAAUCAGGUGUCCAAAAUGUCAAUGUAGAUCAGUCUGGAACCAGUUCGGCUGCACAAGGUAUGGAUCGCUCUAGUGUUCCAGAAAAUACUUCAUUGGCUAAGGAGCUUGGAGUAUGUGAAGAUGACUUCAAUGGGAAUCUUAUUAUGGAUGAAGUCGACAUGGCUCUUGAGAACUAUGAAGAACUCUUUGGUGCAGCCUUCAACUCAUCAAGAUAUCUCUUUGAACACGGUGGAAUCGGAAGUCUUUUUGACAAAGAUGAAGCUCCUGAGGGCUCAAUCGAAGGAAACGCAAUGCAGCAGCCAGCCAUAAGUAAUAAUGCAUCUGCAGAUGAUUCGUUCAUGACUUGUAGAACCGAGCCAAUAAUUUGCUAUUCAUCAAAGCCAGCUCAUUCGAAUAUCUCCUUCUCUGGUGUCACUGGAGAAAGUAAUGCAGGAGAUUUCCAAGAUUGUGGGGCAUCAUCAAUGAAGCAGCUUUCAAACGAGCCACAACCAUGGUGCCCUCCAACAUCACAGGACAUAAUUGCUUCCUCACAUGCAACAACACGUAACAAUGCUGUUAUGCGUUACAAGGAAAAAAAGAAGGCUCGCAAGUUUGACAAGCGAGUGAGGUACGUCUCUCGGAAAGAAAGGGCUGAUGUGAGACGGCGUGUGAAGGGACGGUUUGUCAAGUCGGGUGAAGCUUAUGAUUACGACCCGAUGAGUCCAGCAAGAAGCUAUUGA
Camelina sativa (false flax) is the source of this 1572-nucleotide messenger RNA. Its product is annotated as zinc finger protein CONSTANS-LIKE 10. The record is from RefSeq and is a predicted model, not a curated record. Gene Ontology annotation, molecular function: protein binding; zinc ion binding. NCBI's taxonomy places the organism in Eukaryota, Viridiplantae, Streptophyta, Magnoliopsida, Brassicales, Brassicaceae.